This is a messenger RNA of Ceutorhynchus assimilis (cabbage seed weevil), 1666 nucleotides long. The record is from the annotation of a GenBank genome assembly. Lineage: Eukaryota; Metazoa; Arthropoda; Insecta; Coleoptera; Curculionidae.
AUAGUAUUGUUAAACUUUUGUGCAAAGAACAAUGAACAAAAAGGAAAUGUGCCUGAUUGGUUACUUCAUAAUAUUUUUCGUUUUUUGUUGGAGUGUUUAUUUCGCAGUUUUCUUCACUUCUAGUCCUACUCAAAAUUCAACUACUUUGGAAUUAGUCCAUGUGAUUAUGAGACACGGCGACCGGAAUCCGGAUAAAGUGAGCAUAGGUCUAUUAAGUCCUUACCUGGACGAAAAAUAUUAUGCAGAAGGUUAUGGACAAUUACACAAAGCUGGCAUAAUAAGGGCGCACCAAGUAGGCAGCUACUUACGCUCAAGAUACAACAAUUUCUUAGGACCAACAUGGAAUAUUAAACAUUUGGAAGCAAGAACCUCAGAUUAUAAUCGAACUAAAAUGUCGUUGCAACUAGCCUUAGCGGGUUUAUAUCCACCUGUUGGAUCUCAGAUGUGGUCUUCUAUAUAUUGGCAACCUAUACCUUACAAUUAUGUCCCUAAGUUUGAAGAUAAAGAGCUGUUGCCUUAUAAUACGUGCCCAAGAUUUAAUGAACUUUUAAACGAUAUAUAUGAAGAACCCAACAAUAAAAAGUAUCUUGAAAGAUAUAAUGAAACUUUUAGCAUUCUUGAAAACAAAACUUUGAGAAAAAUGGAUCCGGAGAGUGCUUUUUAUUUGUAUAUUGGAUUUCAAAUUCAGGAACAACUUGGUUAUCCUUUGGAAGAAUGGACCAAAGCAGUAUACCCUGAACCUUUACAUGCUGAAAUGAUAGAUUUUUAUCAUUUAAUUACCAACACUACGGAGAUUAGGCGAAUCAUUGCAGGAUAUUUUCUAAAGAAACUACUCACUGACACGAAAGCCAAAAUUAACGGUACCAUUGAACCACCUGAAAGAAAAAUGUUUUUCUACAGUGCCCAUGAAGUUAACAUUGCUGCCAUGCUUCUAACUUUAAAUGAAGCAAUAUUUGAACUGCCACCUUAUAGCGCUUUUAUUAUUUUCGAAGUUCAUAAAAUCGAGGGAGUUUAUGGAAUAAAAAUGUUUUAUCAGAAUUACAAGCAAGCUGAUCCAGUUCUUCUCAAAAUCAAAGGUUGCGAUUAUUUUUGCCCUUUCGAUGAACUCUACAGGGUAGUGGAGAAAUACUUGCCUGAGGGUGAUGAAGAAUGUUUUGGAGGAGCAAGGGUAUCAUGAGAAGCCAGUAUUUAUUAUGUCAAUAGUCAUUGAAAAAUGUAAAGGCGAGACAAAACCGGCAUGGAAACUUUUUGUCUCGCCUAUAAAUAGUACGCUUUCAAUUUAAAUAAUUUAUUAACCAAUUAUGCAACCGCUAAAUCGAGAGGGAAACCACCCAAAGAAGUGCGGAACAAUUUGUGGAAAUCAUGAGAGGAGUUCCAAUGGAAAGAGAAGACAAGGGAUAUUGAACAUUGAAUAUUUUUCCAAUUUAUGAACUCGAUCAUUUUAUCCAAAAGGAAACUGGAAGAAAGUGCUGAAAAUAUCAGAAAAAAAGAGGAAGAUUGAAAUGCAAAAUUUGGGAGGUGGUUUCCAUCUCGACCUGCAUCAGCAGCUCAAGAUUAUGCGCCAAGUGAGAUUAUAAUUAAUUAUCAGUAUUUAAAACCACCAUUAUGUGUUCAUUAACGGGAUUAAGUAAUAAAUACCAAUAAACUAAACAAUUUAUUAUUAUUA